Messenger RNA from Pocillopora meandrina, 7661 nucleotides. NCBI's taxonomy places the organism in Eukaryota, Metazoa, Cnidaria, Anthozoa, Scleractinia, Pocilloporidae. The record is from the annotation of a GenBank genome assembly.
GAAUGAACGACAGCCGAAUUCACCGGAACAUGAAGAUCGCUCGGGAUGACAGCGCCGCAAAACUCGGCUGCAGUGACUGAUUUGACUUUCUAUUCAACGCAUCGGUAAGGAUAUCAGAGCAAGCUCUUAUUUUUUCACUCGAAGGGCGGCCGAUGUAGUUUCUGAGGCUUGCUUUACGGUGAUGACCGGAGAUCGCCAUAAUGAGCGAGCCGCGAUGGACUUCCGCAUGAUCAUAUUCGCUCAGACAUCGUCAUGAUUAGUAUGAAUUUUAACAGUUAUGCCAGUUUGGUUAUAUUUUUCAUCAUUUCUGUUUUGUUCUGUUUUGUUUUUGAACACUGAACUUUAUAUACUAUACGAGUGUUAGCUGUGUUUGAUUUUUAUCACCGUGCGUAGGCUUGCAAUCUAACUGAGCGUGAAAAUCUUUAAAACUCGGAAUGUCUAUUUUGUUUUUCAUUUGAGGAUUUUCGUAUCUGCUCACGUUUUAAUAACGUAAAUUACGGCGCCUGGUAUGUUUACAAACCUUUGUUUGGUUCUUCUGUUGCUACUUGCCGGCUUGCUUGUUCUGAAAUUUUACUUUCAGUUAUCGGAAAAAAGCUAAAAAGUAGUCCCGGAAAAGGUCGAACAUAGCACAAUUUGACAGAUGGCGUGACAGCUUUAGCUCAGCUCUAUGCUCUAUACUCUCAUAGAGCACGCUCUUUCAACUAAUGACAGCACGCGUGAUAUCCGAACUUUAUUAUAAAUAUCUUUAUUAUUAGGUUACACUAAAAUAUAAAACGUGUUGCAUAAUAGUGCAACUGUUCGUUCAAACUAGCGCUGCCAUACAAUUAAUAUUAUUUAAGGUUACUUCCCAUCUUCAGAAGCCGAAAAACUGAUUUUUUCUUUCGUAUGACUAAACUACGAGGGUGAGAAGUAACUUUGCUUAGCCGACAUCACACACAAUGAUAUAUGAGCAUAAUCACGUGACUUCGGUCAAAGGUGUGCUAACCAAUAGAAUAAAGAUUAUAUUAUAAUAUCUAAGGUAUUUAUCCAAAUAGGAAAAAAAUAUUUACCUUGUCUUUUUUUUACAGCAGUAUACAGAUAGCAGUCAUUAUAAUGGCAUCCCGCUCCGGCAAAUGUUCCAUCUGUAAUUUUUUUUAACCAACCUUUUCGAAGUAUUAAAAAUCUCUCCCUACAUUUCUUUGUAAAAAUUUGACGUUAUUUUUAGAGUUACAUUUCUAAAAAACCGUUUACGCUUCGCGAGCGCGUGGCCACUAUAGUUGGCGAUGCUAGCGCAAAAAAAUUUUGAGCACAUUAUUUCCGAUCAAUUUAGUCGCUCUUUAGCUGGAUUUCAAACCUCAGGGUACGUGCUUAUAUUACGUUUGAAAAAAACAUUUUAAAGUAAACAUUUAACUCGUGAUCCUCUCAUAAUGAAUAUAUUAGUCAUCAUAGACCUAUCAGAAGGACGGGCAUUAAUUGAUUUUUUUAAAUUUAUAUCAUAAACAGACGGACCAGUAUUCAGUUUCCAUUACUCUCUCACUUCGUUGUUUGCUUAACAGCUUUUCUGUAGAGGCCUUCCUGUCAUCGCAGAUAAACCAUGGCUUUGAGGGAUAAUCGAGUUUUACCACGCAUGAUUUGUGCUGUAGGUAUGUGUAAAGGAACGUAGCCAUAAGAUUGUGAUUCCACGCUUACCCAAAGACGACAACUGCUCCCACGCAAAGUAUAAUACAGCGUCUAGCUUACAUGUGUAUUUCUCGGCGUAUACGUAGGUAGGAUACCAACUGCAGAGUAAACUUUUAUAAAAUAAUAUCAUAUCAAAAAAUUUUUGAAUACACCUUUUGCUCUGUGGAUAUUUCAGAAAUGGUAUAACUAAUCGUACCCACGCAACGCGAAAAGUUAAAAUUUUGGAGAAACCGGAAAAGUAAACACGAUGCGCAGUAAAGUUUUAUUAAUCAUCUUUUCCCAAAAACAAGCUCAAGUGAAAGAAGACCAUUUAAAUAACUUACUUUCAACGAAAAAAGCGAUAGAUGCAUCUUAAGUUUUUAAUUUAAAAUUAAGAUAAAAGAUAAAAAUCAAUAAUUUUUUGCGCACGUGUGCGCACAAGUGAAUAUGCAAAUUUAUCAGUGUGUGGAGAGAUCUCGUGUUACAUGGAAUUUCUAAAUUAGAAGAGAGACGAAACUGACCAAGGAACGUUUCGGGAAGAAAGCUUUAUUCAAAACAGUUCUUGAUUUCCGUCUCUCGCUUAAGUCCCCCACGCGGCACGGGCGGUUACGGGCGGUUCAGGCGUCAAUAGGAACUUCCUGUCAAAAUGAAAAGUGAUAGUAAUAAGAAGAAAAAAGCUAGAGCCAUACACUAAUAGCCAUAACAGGAAGGAGUUUAAAUGCACGAGAAUUUCUGCCCAAAAUUUUAAUGCCUCGGUCAGGAUCAUGUCAGCAGUAACACCUGUUUCUAUGAAGGAAUAGUUACUGAUUCAAGCUCUGUUCACUGCAUAAUAAUAUACAUGGAAAAAUUACUCAGUUCUGAUUGGUUAAGAUAAAUGCAGUUUUCAGGUAAUUCAGUGCAGAAGAGAGUUAAUUUAGUGCAGAAGGUUAAUUCAGUGCAAAGAAAGAAACAAGUCAGACAUUCUGAUUAGUUAAUAAUCAAAGAAACUCGCAGAUAGCCAAUCAAAUGCGAGCCUUGGAUAUCGCAACAAAAUUUGAAAAUUUGAAAAUUUGCGAGCGAAACAAUGGCCGGUGUUUUAAGUAGGUUUUCUUUCGCCACCGCAGCUGAAAAACAGCUUAAACAACGAAAACAUUGUAAAAGCGCUGCUUUUUGGUUGUCCGUUUGGAAAAAGUGGUGUUUAGAGAAGGGAAUUGCCGAGGAAAUCGAAAAUUACGAGCCGACCUAGCUUAACACUUUGCUCGAGCGAUCCAACGCCGAAAUUUAAAACAAACAUGGUUAAACCUCGGAAACGACGAUUCCAUUUCAUCGAAAGUGAUUCGGACACAGACUGAACAAUUCCUUGAACUGUUAAGCCGCACUUUGAACUUUUUUGCACCUUUAAGAUGUGAAGAUAUCAUUGCAUAUUAUUGUUUUGAUCGUACGCACGGUUUGAAUAAAUUAUUUUUUGCACUUGAUACGCGCGCUUUGCUUAUGUUUAAUUAUGAUAGACCAUCUCGUAUUUUUCCAUGUUUAUUAUUGACACGUAAUCACAUGAUUUUUCUCGUGCAAUUUGGAAUAAACAAGCACUUGUUAAUUUUUUCAAAGACCUCAAAUUGCACUCGCCCUACGGGCUCGUGCAAUUUUGUUAGUCUUUGAAAAAAUUUACUCGUGCUUAUUUAUUCCAAAUUGCACUCGAAAUCAUGUGAUUACCUAUACAAAUAUUUUUUCCACGACACGAUUGAAAAUUCGCAGUAUAUUUCUUUUCCCAUAGUUUUGUAGACUAAUCUUUUCGCAAGUGUCCCUCUACUUUCACUUCUAUCGAAAACAUUUAACAUUUAACUUCCUUUUCUGAAAAUGAUAACUGAUGAAGUAAAAUUUAUAAAUUUAACUAGGAAAAAACAAAUUUGAAGCAGUAGAAUGACUAUUUUGACCAUGAUUUCGAUUCCUCGGUUUGAAACUAAUCAGCAAAAACUCAUAUUCCUAGAAGCUCGAGAAUUUCUAAUCAAAAUAUUAAUUAAUUUAUUACUUUGUUCGUGGCUCUUGUGUUGAUAAAUCAAUUGUCUGUCUUGGUGGGUACCUAAUUUCUAUUUCGUUUUGUUGCUGGUGUUUUUUGUUUGUUUGUUUGUUUUUUUUUUCCAGGUAUAUCGUUUGGUAAUUAUACUUAUAUCUCGUAGGAAACGUAGCUACAACUGACAGAAUGACUACUCAAGAAGACAUUGCUUUGUGUGUGAUACAUCACAGCUUUUAUCCACAUGACAAUGAACAAAUCAGAGCUACCCCAUGGCAGCGUUACAGAGUUGACCAGCAGUCGACAUUGCUUAAUUUAUCUUUUGUAAUUGCACUGAUGUCAAAAGAAAGUCAAGAAAUAUGGAUCAGUGAUUUAGCACCAUCACGUCCAAACGAGCUUGUUGUGGUGAGUGAUUACUGAGGUUAUGGCAGAUGGAAAUUAAAAAAAAAUUACUUCUUGCCACCCGUCAUUUACUGUUUAAAUAAUUUAACUAUGGCGUUAAAGAUUAUGAUAAGUGAGGAAGAUCAGAGUUCAUUUAUUCCAUUUUCCGGUGCUGUAAACAUAUCAAGCUUGAGCACGCUAAAAUUAUGUGCUCGCAUAAUAUACGUGCACUUCUUAAGUUCAGUGGUGUAUCUGGGUGAUCGGUGAUCGGUGAUCGGUGAUCGGUGAUCGGCGAUCGCUACAAUCUUGCUUACAUUAGUUACACAUAACUUGGAAAUCAUUAUAGUAACAUAAUACCGACCCACCGUUCCCAGCUGGUGUGAGGCUGGUACCUGCGGCUGGUGUCUGAGUGUAAUAUUUCCAAAAUGGUAAAAUUUAAAACGGAGAAAUAAAUUCUCUAAGAAAGGAUCGAAUUCAAUUCGUCUAUAAUAAAGAGGUCUUUUUAUCAUGUAUGCUUCGCUCUCUAUUGUACUUUUUUUUUCAAAGACCUGGCAGCACAUUUUCUUUAAUCAGUUAGCACAACAAAUCGCCUCUAAAUUAAAUUCUGAAGAAAUAGUUUUGCACCGAGACAAGAAUACUUCGCCUCGAGAGUAUCCUUCAUUCCUUCACUUUCUUCCCUUUAAACCAGAAAAUAACGAUAAUGCUGAGUUUAAGAAUUUAUGAUACUCUCCUUUAAGUGUUAGAUUCAAACGUUUCCUCUGCUUUUCUUCCUAGAAUAAUGGUGCUUACAAGAUGAUAUUGCAAGCAUAUCCGAACAGAGGUGUUGUUAUAAGCAAUUCCUCGGUGGACUGUGAAGGGAGACAGCUUCCCCCUCAUGCUCGCCUACUCACUGUCUUGCUUCCUGCUGGUGGUCCCAAUAUUUACAAUGCCACCCUACAGCUUACCAAAGAGCUGGAAGGCAGAGAAGUUGUAUGCGACGAGAUUAUAUUCACUGUAGCAACAAAUCUUCCUGAUGGAAACCAAGUUCAUUUUCACGAAAAAGGGAAUAUUUUUUACAUUGAUUACCCGCUUCCAAAACUUAAACUUGCAGGUCAGUGUUCCACUGAAACUAUAUAAGAAAGUGAUUUCUCUUCCUGUUUAUUAUUAUGAUUAUUAUUAUUAUUUACUAGUCAACGUUUGAACAAAAGAAAAAGACGGAUACUUAGAUUGAUAAACAAAUAUAUUCUUUAGAAAGAACGUUAACAAGACAAGUUACAAAUUUAAAGAAGCUAAGAUUUAUCCAUAUAUCCAUUUACUCCUAUAUUCAUCUAUUUAUUUCAGUAUUUAUUGAUUUACUCAAUCAAUAGGAGUACUGACGCGACCUUUUGCAUGGAAUAUCAUAAUGCACUUUGAGAAACUGUCAGAUAAUGGUAAGCUAGAUAGUUGUAAUGGGCUUUCUCUAAAGUAGGGCAUCGUCCUACAAUCAAAAUUAACUGUUCCUGAUUGAAUGUCCUAUUGAGCCCAGCUUUGUUUUAAAUUGUUCUCACUUUUUCCAUAAUGUUCUCCUUCGUUGAUUAUUAAUUGUUCAGAAAUAUCUUUUCCUAGUAAAAAUGAACGUCCAAGGAGGGUAGCAUGAUCAUCCCUCCUUUAACUGCCUGUUACUAGCAUUUGAAACUGUCUUGACAGGCGCGACAAGAAAUGUAAUUAGCCACAACUGUCUUACAGGAAGAAGACAAAAACUAUGAAGCAAAGUGCUAGUUGUCAUUUGCCAUUAACCAGUAUGAUUUAAGCGAGUGUAAAAGACGCAAAAACACUCUUACGGGUCUUUACGAUACAAUGUUACACAGUCUACUGGAGUAGAUCAAGAUGAUUAGCUCAAGGAUGUUGUGUGUGGUCAUAAACAAGAGGGGAUUAUACCAGUGCACUGAGAACGUUUACUCCUUAUUUACCUAUUAUAUAUUCAUGCAUUUAUCUAUCCAUUUAUUUUAUAUUCAGGGAAAUAUUCAUUGUACAGACAACACAGAAAGAGCUUGGAAAGGUGGGCCAAGACAACACCCCAAUAUCAAGAUCUGGUUGCAAUGGUUCUGAACGAGGUACUACGCCAAUUAAACCACUUUCAAAUUAAUCUAAUCAUCGGAAGGGGGGAAGGGGUUAACUGUGAUUAUCCCACGACUAAAUCUGCACACAGCACAAGCUUAAUUCAUGAUUAAUGCCUUUGCAGCCUCAGUAAUGGUAUCAUUUCACAGUCUCAAUCUUAAUCUGCGAGAAGGAUUAAAGGAACAGAAAACUCACUACAUCUAAAAAAUUGCAUGGAAUGUACUUUCUCAUUUUUGCUAGGAAGGUGUGGCGUGCCUUAUCCGAAAUAGGCUCGAAGAGGGAGUUAAUCUCGCGAGAAAAGCCUGCCGUUUGUCCUCAUUCCACAACUGUGUGAACGACCGCACUAUCCGCGGUUAUGCAUCAGCUGUGUAUGCCGCUGCGGAACGAUUUGCUGGUGAUCAAGACGGUGCCAAACAAUAUCUCCAAGAUGCUUUGGAGGUGAGAACACUUGUAUGUGGAUUUUCUCCCUGACUUUUGGCUAUUUCGGUAAAAAGCUUUGAGAUAAUUGGCUAUCCUAAAACAAGGAAAGAUGAACUUCCACUCUUUCUCUCUGCUUAACCUACUUUUGGUAUUGAUUGCUAUCAAGGUGAGAUAAAGAAAACGUAGCAAAAAGAGUUCAGUUUAAACUCGUUCGGCUCAAGUUUCUUCUCAUUCGGUUACACAAGGGGAAGUGGCUGACCUAAAUGUUGACAACCACUUAUUUUGAUUGAUUUCUUCCCCCUCCAUUGACCAUCUCAAUGUACUACUGUAAGCUAAGCGGCUUGAAACUUUUAAACCACCCACAGAUAUUUGAACCAAUGGAACCAUCUUCCUACACAUCAAUAACACUCUACAAUAUUGGUGCAAUAGCCAUGGAGAGAUCUGCCACCGUGGGAGUAAGCAAUGACGAGGAAAGAGAGGCAGAGAGUUUCCUCCAGAUGGCAGCCACGCACUGGAAUCAUCAAAACCUAAACACAACAGCUCGCAUGCUUCCUCGAGUGUACAAUCGAUUGAUUGGCCUGUACCUCAAGUCCUCUCCAAAUACAGCACCAAACCUUGACGUCACCGUAUCCCAAGACAACCUGAGACGUGCUGGCGAGGUAAUCAGGAGAUUUGAAGUCCUCCUUCCUCAAUGCUUCAAAUGGAUGAAGAGUACAUUUUACCUUGGCAAGGCGGAUCACUAUAUCAGGUUAAGAGAUAUUAACGACGGUAAGAACGACUCCGCGAUUAUCUUCAUUAAAGAAAACUUACUAGAAAAUUACUACUUUCGUGUGAACCCUUUGUGUCAUGUCAAUUAAGACUAUUCUAUAGGUUAUGAGUUAGAAAUGACUUAGUUGCUUCAAUCGACGUUUAGCUGCUUGUUGAUUGCUCGGCUUAUCAUCGAUUGACUGAUUAAUGGUAUAUCACGAUCGAUUGCAAUUCUAAACAGGAAUCGAAAUAUUUGACCAUAGGUUUAAGGGCUGCAGAGCAAGCCUUGGAUAUAUCCAGGCAGUCAGGAUUACAGAGAGAAGCAGCAGGGGCAGUGAGCAGAGUGAAUCUGUUGAGAGGGCUUGAUGACCUCAGAAGACGACCCCCAAUUGUUCCCGAUUGUAUGGACUAG